Messenger RNA from Cannabis sativa, 1125 nucleotides. RefSeq names its product allene oxide cyclase, chloroplastic. The record is from RefSeq and is a predicted model, not a curated record. The transcript has 3 exons. NCBI's taxonomy places the organism in Eukaryota, Viridiplantae, Streptophyta, Magnoliopsida, Rosales, Cannabaceae. Bases 156 to 905 code for a protein of 249 amino acids. Gene Ontology annotation, molecular function: allene-oxide cyclase activity. Gene Ontology annotation, biological process: jasmonic acid biosynthetic process.
AAUAAGCUUCCCCUCCUCCACAUGUUCAUAUAAAUAAGUCCCCACCAUUCUCAUUUUACUCAAACACUUUCCCACUAACUUUCUUUCUCUCUUCCCAAACACAAUUAUUCUCUACCUCUCUCUCUCUUUAGUCAACAACUUUUCCACCAUCAUCAAUGGCUUCCGCUAGCUCUGCCACUACUCUCAAAACCCUAUCCUUUUCCUCUCCCAAACUCCACAACACCAGAUCACUCUUCUCUUCUUCAUCUCUCUCUUUCAGUAAGGUCUUAACCCCAUCGCUGAUCUCAACUCCCAAGCUUCAGAUCACCUCUAAUCCAUCCUCCAAAACAGCUUUCUCUUGCAGAAGCCAAGCCACUUCAUCAGAAUCAGAAAGACCCACUAAGGUUCAAGAACUAUGCGUUUACGAGAUAAACGAGCGGGAUCGCAACAGCCCUGCUUUCCUUAAAUUAAGCAAGAAAGAAGUUAACUCACUCGGAGAUCUAGUCCCUUUCAGUAACAAAUUGUACACUGGUUGUCUUCAAAAGAGGAUUGGGAUCACAGCUGGGAUAUGCAUUCUGAUCGAGAACAAAUCGGAGAAGAAAGGUGAUCGUUACGAGGCGAUCUACAGCUUCUACUUCGGUGACUACGGUCACUUAUCCGUACAAGGCUCGUAUUUGACGUACGAAGACACUUACCUUGCUGUGACCGGUGGGAGUGGAAUCUUCGAAGGGGCUUACGGCCAGGUGAAGCUGCAACAGCUCAUCUUUCCAUUCAAACUUUUCUACACUUUUUACUUAAAGGGUAUCAAAGGGGACUUGCCUGAGGAGCUUUUGGGGGUCCAUGUUGAGCCCAGCCCAGUUGUUGAGCCCACUCCAGCUGCUAAGGCCUGUGAGGCCCAUGCUGUUAUUAAAUCCUUCACUGAUUAAAUCGACUUAGUUAAUGAAUAGUUAGUUUAGUUUUAUGUGUUCUUUUCUUUUCUCAUUUUUUUUUCUUAAGAAUUUGUGUUGGGGUCCCUCUCUUUGAUUCUCUGUUGAUUCGUUUUUGGGAGUGAUAUCCUUUUGUAUCUUUCAGAAUCGAGAGAAUUAUCUUGGGGUUUGAGUGUGGUACUUGUGGCUUUAAUUUAUGAAAUGAAUAUUUAUUUAUAUA